AUGUCCAAUUCUACUUAUGCCGCGCCGACGGCGCCGUCAACUGCACCAGCUGCACCGGCUGCUACAGGGGCGGGAGCGCCCCGAAUCGCAGGCAAUGGCCCCUUCCCACCCCCCACCGCCGCCUCGGGCGGUGUCCCCGGCCUCACUCCCGACAUCCCCAUCUGCGCCAUCUUCCUCGCCCUCUUCGUAGCAGGCGCGGCAACAAACAUGACCAUCUUCCAGCGCAACCGUCGGAGAUCGUACAAGUUCUUUUUCUCGGUCCUGCUCUUCGGUUUCUGCAUGGCGCGUAUCGUCGCCCUAUCCAUGAGAAUAGUCUGGGCGUCCAAACCGAGGGAUGUCAACGUUGCGAUUGCCUCGCAAAUCUUCACCGCGGCUGGGGUGCUCAUCUUAUUCAUCACCAACUUGAUUUUUGCGCAAAGAAUCAUCCGGGCCUAUCACCCCUUUUUUGGCUGGAGCAAGAGUAUCACCUGGCUGUUUAGGGUCCUGUUUGGGAGUCUGAUUGCGUUGCUCGUCAUGGUUAUCAGCGUAACGGUCCAGAGCUUUUUCACGCAGGACCCGGGGGUGAGGAUGAUUGAUCGGAACAUUCAGCUCUUUUGCGCGACGUACCUGGCCGUCUUUGCGUUUUUGCCGAUCCCGUUGGUGACGUUGGCGGCGGUUGUACCGAGACGGACCAAGAUUGACAAGUUUGGGGAGGGGCACUUCCGGACAAAGUUUGCGCUUUUGACGUUUACUGCUUUGUUGCUGGCGGCGGGGGCCAUCUUCAGGGCGGUGAUUGCGUACUAUCCUAGGCCGGUGAGCAACCCGGCUUGGUAUCACGGCAAGGCGCCGUAUUAUUGUUUUAAUUUUGGGAUUGAGCUGGUGGUGGUGUAUGUCUAUGCGGUCUCGCGGUUUGAUAAGAGGUUUCACAUUCCGGACGGGUCGUCGGCGCCGGGGCAUUAUUCUUGUUCGGAUUACGGGCCGAGGCGGAGCGCGGUUGCGGCGGCGGUGGCGGCGGCGGAUUUUGAGAAGAGGAGCAGUUAUGCGUAUGGGAAGAUGGCGAGCAGUGUAGAAGAGGGGAGUGCGAGUGUUUGGACGGGGUCGAGGUAUUCGACUAUUAAGAGGGGGAGUGGGAGCUCAAAGUCGUUGCCGAGUAGUUUGGGCAGGCCGAGUGUGACUGCUCGACCGAGCAGUAGUCGGGGCCCGGGGGGGUUGAGCAGCAGUGGGAGGAGUUUGAAGAGUGUGAGGUCACUUUAUUCGCCGGCUGCUACGGAUGAGAAUGCUGUGGUGUCGGGUGAGAUGGAUGGGGGGUCGUCGGAGGCGACGAGGGCGGAGGAUUUGGCCUGGAUGGCGAGGGCAAUGCGCGAGAUGUACGGUGAGACUGGGGAGGAGGAUCAUGGGUCGAAGAGCAGUCAUGGGUAGAGAGGGAUCCAGGGUGGGGCAUUUCCUUUCUGUCGGGCUGAUUUUGGAAUAACCUGGGAUUAAGGAUAUCAAGGGCCUGAAACUCAACACAGGAAGCAGGGAAUAGGAGUUUGUGAUGUUUUGCUGUUUUUGUGGUAAUAUCGUACCGUGGAGUUACUAAAUCUAGGUAGUAAUAGAAAAGCAGGUUGUGGAA
Podospora bellae-mahoneyi is the source of this 1591-nucleotide messenger RNA. RefSeq lists its product as uncharacterized. Lineage: Eukaryota; Fungi; Ascomycota; Sordariomycetes; Sordariales; Podosporaceae. The record is from RefSeq and is a predicted model, not a curated record. The coding region runs from base 1 to 1398 and encodes 465 amino acids. The transcript is spliced from 3 exons.